UCUCUCUUUGGAUACGGUCCAAUUUCGGCUUCUCUCUUUUCAACCUUUUUUUUCAAGUACUUCCAUAAAUUAACAAUGACUUGAGCAUAGACUUUUCUUUCUUGGCUACUACUACUGUUGAAGCGGACAUUGAGGUGAAAGCUAGUGUACACUGUGUGAUAUUUUCUUCUUUCCUAUUUUUGGUUUUUUAUUUUUUUUAGCUUAAAUUUGAUCUUGAACUCUUAGCAGAAGAGAGGAAUACCAUCGUCGUUUGGUUAGGAGCUGGGUGGUUAGGUGGUCGGUCCUCUUGCUUUCAAAGAGCACUUCUUUACAAGUUGUCUUCUGGGUCGGUCUUUUUUUAUUGUUUUUUUGGUGGGGCUUGUCAUUGGAUUGGUCUUCUUGCUUUAUAAAUUAUAAGUCUUUCUCGGAAUCUUUCUAGUUUUGCCAUUUGGGUCCUUUUUUUUUUUUUUCCUUUUUGUGAUUAGUUGUUUGAUUUAUUUUCUUUUUUCGCUGUUGGCGAUUUGUUGGUCUGCUUUAGCAUUUUCUUUUCUUUUCCUUUCCGUUUUGUCUUUGUGUGGCAAAACAUGGAGGAGAGAUAUGAGCCAAUUAAGGAUCUUGGUUCUGGUAAUUUUGGGGUGGCAAGGCUAGUGAGGGAUAAGAAGACAAAGGAGCUUGUUGCUGUAAAGUACAUAGAGAGGGGGAAAAAGAUUGAUGAGAAUGUGCAGAGAGAAAUCAUCAAUCACAGAUCUUUAAGGCAUCCAAAUAUUGUUCGGUUCAAAGAGGUCUUGUUGACUCCGACACAUUUAGCAAUUGUCAUGGAAUAUGCAGCUGGUGGUGAACUCUUUGCAAGGAUAUGCAGUGCUGGUAGAUUUAGCGAAGAUGAGGCGAGAUUCUUCUUUCAGCAGCUAAUAUCUGGAGUCAGCUACUGUCAUUCCAUGGAAAUUUGUCACAGGGAUCUGAAACUUGAAAAUACACUUUUGGAUGGAAGCCCUACGCCCCGACUUAAAAUAUGUGAUUUUGGUUAUUCCAAGUCUGCUCUGUUGCACUCGCAACCCAAAUCAACAGUUGGAACACCUGCGUACAUUGCUCCUGAAGUUCUAUCUCGAAAGGAAUAUGAUGGCAAGAUUUCAGAUGUUUGGUCGUGUGGGGUGACAUUAUAUGUGAUGUUGGUGGGAGCAUACCCUUUUGAGGAUCCUGAAGACCCUAGGAAUUUCCGUAAGACCAUUGGGAGAAUAAUGAGCGUUCAAUACUCCAUACCAGACUAUGUACGAGUCUCUGCAGAUUGCAAGCACCUCCUUUCUCGUAUUUUUGUGGCUAAUCCUGCCAAGAGGAUUACCAUCCCAGAGAUCAAGCAGCACCCUUGGUUUCUAAAAAAUUUUCCGAAGGAGCUCAUUGAAAUUGAGAAGAAAAACUUUGCGGAAUCAGAACGCGAUCAACCAAUUCAGAGUGUUGAUGAAGUAAUGUGUAUCAUACAAGAGGCAAAGAUGCCUGGGGAAGUUGCGAAAGUCAGUGAGCAAGCUAUUGCUGGUACAUCUGAUGACUGGGAUGCUGAUUUGGAAUCUGAAAUUGAUGCAAGUGGUGACAUUGGGCCCCCUAUCUAAGCAUGAGCUGACAAAUUAUGUGGAAAGGAUUGUGUUCCUAGUUUCAAUUGAUUUCAGAUCAAGUCUCACUUGCCUUUGUGAAUCUAUUUUCAUUGUGAAGUAUUGGUGUUGCCUUGGAUUGAAGUUAAAGUAGUGCAUAUAUACCAUGUGGCGAAAUGGGUCUUGUAUUUACCGUGUAAAAAUUUGCAGGAUCGCAUGCUUCAUUGGAGGAUUUUUAGCCAUUGGCUUCAAGAACAUUGUGCUUUUUUUUUUCCCCCCUCAACAAUGUAUUGUUUACGGUGGUGUUAAAUUGUUAAAAAGACAGGUUUGUAUUUGUUUCUGUGAUGAAAAGUCAGCAUAAAACUUUCAUUCA
This is a messenger RNA of Hevea brasiliensis (rubber tree), 1932 nucleotides long. RefSeq names its product serine/threonine-protein kinase SRK2A. NCBI's taxonomy places the organism in Eukaryota, Viridiplantae, Streptophyta, Magnoliopsida, Malpighiales, Euphorbiaceae. The coding region runs from base 564 to 1580 and encodes 338 amino acids. The transcript has 9 exons. Gene Ontology annotation, biological process: protein phosphorylation; intracellular signal transduction. The record is from RefSeq and is a predicted model, not a curated record. Gene Ontology annotation, molecular function: ATP binding; protein serine/threonine kinase activity.